Knipowitschia caucasica is the source of this 516-nucleotide messenger RNA. NCBI's taxonomy places the organism in Eukaryota, Metazoa, Chordata, Actinopteri, Gobiiformes, Gobiidae. The record is from the annotation of a GenBank genome assembly.
AUGACUGUGGACUUCAGGAAGAGCACUGUCCCCCCGCCCCCACCCUCCGUGAUGGACUCCCCCAUCACCUCUGUGGAGUCCUUCCGUUUCCUGGGCACCACCAUCACCCAGGACCUCAAGUGGGAGCUGACCAUCAGCUCCCUCAUCAAGAAGGCCCAGCAGAGGAUGUACUUCCUGCGGCAGCUCAGGAAAGCCAAGCUGCAGUUCUACACGGCCAUCAUCGAGUCCAUCCUCACCUCCUCCAUCACCUCCUCCAUCACCUCCUCCAUCACCUCCUCCAUCACCUGCUCCAUCACCUCCACCAUCACCUCCUCCAUCACCGUGUGGUUCGCUGGAGCCACAGUCAGGGACAAACAGAGACUACAGUGCAUUGUGCGCUCUGCAGAGGAAGUGAUCGGCCGCAGCCUUCCAUCGCUGCAGGACCUCUCCUGCCCCAGCUCCUGCCCCAGCUCCUGCCCCAGCUCCUGCCCCAGCUCCUGCCCCAGCCUUGGCGCAGUCAUCAUGGCACAGCUGUAA